CUAGAACAGAUCACAUAUGUGCGGUAUGAUAUGAUAUUGUUUGGACCAUGUAGAGAACAUUGAGCGAAAAAUGAACAGUUUGUUUAACUAGCCACAAGAAAAAUCGACCUAAUAUCCAAGGAAAAAUCUAUGUUUAUUGAAAUAUAAAUUACAUUACAACACGCAUGCAUAAUUUUGAUACCAUAAAUUCCUGUAAAUAAUAAAAAUACAAAACCAGAGCAACCCAACUUACAUCGUAACGUCAUAAAUAUUAGCAUAAUGUCAUAUGGAGACAUGAUUGUCUCUAGCUACUAUGUGACGAAGGGUGGUUUAUAAAUGAAGAAAGGGACGAGAUUCACAAAAUUAGAAUUGAGACUUGGGUCUCAUUGAGGAGCUGGAAGAGUGGUUGAGUGGGCUGCUAACACGAAUUGGAAAGUGAGUUUAGUCUGUAAGAGGGUAAAAAAUGGUUGAGUGGGCUGCUAACACGACUUGGGUCUCAUUGAGGAGUUGGGAGUGUUUGAUCCCACCAAGGAGAAGAAGGGAAACAAGAAGAUGUGGAGGCUGCUGCCUCACACAACGAAAAAGCCUCGCGUGUUCAUGGACGACGACCCACGAAAAAACCAGGCAUAUCUAUUGAAAUGCAACGGAGAACUGAUCUCGAUUGUGGUCGGUCCCAUGGGAGAAUUCGUGAGAAUUCUCCGGUUUUACGAGCGUACGAAAACAUGGCAGGUUGUUCAGAGUCUCGACGAUCGAAUGGUCUUCUUGAGCCUCACGGGUUGUGUAGCCACAACAACGUGUGACAACAACGAGAACGAUGAUGCACGAAUUCGAGAGUUGAAGAACACGAUCCACUUCCCUAGACUAGUCCUCGACGACAACCAUGUGCUCUACUCGAUUUCGUCCGGUCAGUUUCACUCGCUCGACUCCGAGUACACGUCGGAUGACUUGUACGGCACGAAACUCCCGUUGAAUCACGCCUGGAUGAUCCCGACUUUUUUCAUUCCCAACGCUCGAUCAAAGUGGUCGUCCAGAGUAGUCCAUCAUCGUCCACCAAAACCCAAAAGCGACGCCACUGUACAUCCACAUUACGUCAUCAGGAGCUUGACUUUCUUGCAAAACAAGCAACCUGGAGAGAUCAAUGUCUCAAACAAGCAGGCGGCUGCGGCGCAGCAGCAGGAAGCACCAACAGCACGUCCGUGUUUCGUGUUCCCUAAUGAAGAAGAAGACGAAGACUUGUUGGUCGACUUAUCCAACAACGGGCCGACUGUUCUGAGAAAUACGGAGCUAGCUGCGAGACUCGUAGAGAUGAUCGUGCACAGCACUGCUUACAGAACACUGGUGUUGGUGGAAGAGACUGGGUGCUCUUUACUGGAUCCACUGACCAUGAUUGAAACGCCACUGCCGUCGUGGGAACUGACCUUCGGCUUCAGCGACGUUCUGCUGCUCCGUCGUUGUGAAUCCGAAUCGGUCGUGGUGGUCUUCGGUAGGUACAGAUCACAACAGGGCAAGGCAGCAGCAGCGGACGAUCCCGUCGCGGCUAUGCUGUGGCGAGAUGGCGACGAGAGAUGGACGAGAUUCGCAAUACCGUCCAAGAGGGGAAUCGACACCACCUAUGGAGUUGCCGUGUAUCGGGGCAAGAUCUACGGGUGGUAUACGUCGUUUUGUUUCGCCGUUAUGGAAUUUCGCCACGACGGGUGCAGGAUCGAGCCUGUCUCGAAUGUCGGAUUCCCGACACUCCUCCAUCACCCGGGAUCGGUCAGCUUUCGAUCCGCCUUGGUUGAAUCUUGCGACGAGCUCUUACUUCUCGUCAGGUACUAUCAACACGGAUGUUACUUGGGUUACAAGUAUUAUGCAGGGAGCGUUCCUAUAGACGUGAAGGCGUUCAAGAUGGAUUCGGAAGCGAUGGACUGGAAAAUUGUGGAAGAUCUGGGAGAUCGAGCGUUCUUCUGGAGCAUGUGGGGUUGUUAUUCGUGUUGUGCUAGCAAAUCGGGGCUACAAAGAAACUGCAUUUACUAUUUAGAGAGAGACGACAUGGAUUUGUAUGCAUUUGACUAUGGAGAUCGUACUGUCUCGAUGCCAUUGGGUCGAUCUAGCAUUGACAUUGAUGAUUGGCCAUUGGAUGCAAUUUUUUUUAUGUGGUACUCCUAAUCUAUUCAUCAUUUACAUACCUGGUUGCUCCAAGGCUGGUAUUAUGCAGCAGGAAGAUCAUGGUCUAUUUUUAGGCACAGUUUUGGCAAUGACUGCAUCAACGCGUAGAGUAUUGGGAUGCCUAGCCUAGUCGAGAGAGAUCCAAGUAGAUUCACCAAGCAACAUGGGUGUCAGAAAUCGAGUGAAUGAAGAUGAAGAAAAAUAUCAAGCAGAUCCACCAAGCAAGUAACAAAGGCUGUGGCAACUCCAUAAUUAGAACCCAUCAUGGUGUUAGACAACUCCCUCGUAACAUACAAUCUUGGAAUGAAAGAAGAAGAGCAUUGCAACAGUACUUUGAUUUUAAACCUGCUAAGGUCUGAAAUAGUAAAUAGCAGCAAACGCUUGAUAUAAAAACCGAAAAGCAGAAAGAUUAUAUAAGCUGAGGAGUAGAGGCAUUGCCAGAUUGGUAAACUGCUCAUUUUUUUAUACCGCCCGAUCCCUCUUCUUCUUCUUCCUUAGUUAUGUGCUUCAUCAAAGAAACCUUUUUAGUCAAUCUGGAAAAAGAAUAGACUACUAAUUGCAAGCCACAGCACAUGUGGCAAGAAGGAUGUAGAGAGUUAGCAAGUGAAUUAGCAAGUCCUGGAGAAUCAAGGCAGGAUGUGACCAUGGAAGAACCACCAUAUAUAUCCUUCCAUAUAUACCUACCAAUCUGCCAGCUAUACGGUUCUAGUCCGCGCCAACUGACAAACAGAAUCCAGAUUACAGAACCAAUCCCCUCUUCCACUUACUUGACGUCGAAAUACACUAGAAAAUAUCUGAAUAGCUACAGCAAAAGAAAAUGUGCUCCCUUGAUUCCAAAUAAAAAGGGCAAAGAGGACAAGAGCUGUCAGUUAGUUUACCUCAUUUCAACUGCUUAUCCCUUGCGUUAAUCCUCCCCAGAAUAACCAGCCAUUAUAGGAUAGGCACCUGGGUACUUUCCUUGAGCUCUUAAAUGAAGCAAUAAUCUCCAACUUCAACAUUGACUGCUGCAUCACCAGAUUGAAAAAUAUAGCCCCUGCUUCGUUCUACCGACAUCUCUCUCCUCCGACAUACAAACCAGUUAUUCGUGGCUGCAAAAAUUUUGAAGGAUUCAUAAGUUAAUACAAUCGCAAUUCGAUGCCCCUUAUACAGCAGAACCACUUUGAGUAACAAGAGGGCUGAAACAGUAACACUCCAGAAAGAGAAGCAAGGAACGGAAUAUCGGAGGGUGCAAAGGAACAAAGAGCAAAACAUAACAAGGUCACACGAUCACAUACAAGGUAACUGAUUAAGGGAACCGGAUAAAUUCUACAUUCACCAGCCAGCUAUUGGCUAAGCUGAGGAAGAAAGAAAACAAAUCAUUUUACUGUCUCACCGAAAUUUUCUGAAAGACAAACACUAACUCAGAAGAAACGAAAUGCACAUAAUUAAUGAAAGGAACAUCCCAUUUGCCAAAUACAUUGGAGUUACCUUUAAUGAAAGCUAGUUACCGGAAAAGCAAAAUACAUGUUCAUUCUCUUGUUGAUUGACAAAAUAUCAAUUCUUGGCAGUGUCUGGUUGAAACAACUCAGAGUAAGUUCAAUCUUCGCAAGCAUGUUUUGUCUAAUGAAAGAAACAACAGAAACUUGUAGAAUGUGAAUCAUUCAAUUGAGAGAAACAACAACCCAGUCAAAAACUCAUGCAUCCAAAUUAAAAAGCAAGUGGCAAAUCAGACCCUGAUUGACGAACAUUUUCCUAAAUUCGAUCAAAAACAAAACUGGUUGACGGAGAUGAAACUCGCAUGAGAUCUAAAAUGACAGACACAAAAGACUUGGCCAAAAAGAAAAUCUUGUCUGAAUG
Linum trigynum is the source of this 3963-nucleotide messenger RNA. Lineage: Eukaryota; Viridiplantae; Streptophyta; Magnoliopsida; Malpighiales; Linaceae. The record is from the annotation of a GenBank genome assembly.